GAGUAGUGUGACGCUGUCGCACUCAGAAACGCGUCUCACCCUCACGGCACCGAACAGAACUGUGUUGACUCCCGGCAGGACUAAAAAAAUGAAGACAAUGCUAACGACUUAAUCGGAACGCUCCUCGAACAGCUAUGGGCUCUGCUCCCAGCAGGUGUGUCGCUGGCAUCGACAGUGGGAGUGGCCAGGCGGCGGACGGUCGGCCUAUCGUAGAGAAGGAUGACACCAAGAGGCGGAGCUCCGGCAGGAGACACAGCUCAGGAGAGACGGUGCACUGUCCCACCUGCCAGGGUACUGGACGUAUACCUAGAGGUGAGGAGAGUAAGCUGGUGGCUGUGAUUCCCUGCACUGACCAGAGGCUGAAACCCAGACACACGAAGUCGUACGUCGCAGUGUCCAUCGCCGUGUGCCUAUUGGUCAGCUCCCUGGUGUUGUUCUUCCUGUUCCCCCGCUCCAUCCUUCUGUCUCCUGUGGCGGUCCAGUCAUCCUUCGUUUACUUCACAGACGAAGGCAUCCAAAUACACAUCACGAAUGUGUUGAACAUCACCAACAAUAACUUUGGAGGGAUGCAGGCCUACAACCUGAGCGUGCAGGCCCUUAACUUUGACACAGUGGUGGGAUCAGUCUCCAUCAAGAACGUCACAUACGUCAAUCCUCUGUCAAUCAAAAUGUACUCCUUUGUGAUUCCCGUCAAAGUGACAGAUUCUGAGCUGAGUGAUUACUGUAAGAAGGAGUCAUUACCCGUCCACAUUCUGUACCUGCACCUACAGAUGUCCAUGACAGUUUACUACCUGGCCCACUAUGAGCAGCUCUCUCUGGACACAUACGAGUACAUCGACUGUGGAUCAAACAGCACCAUACCGCACAGUGUGCUACCUCCACCUCCCUGAUGGAUGGAUAGAUGGACGGAUGGACAGAGGAACAGAUGAACAGAGACAAUGUUUAUGAAGUGGAAUAGUUGGCAGUGUAAUGUGUUUUUUUUUUCUUUUCUUUUUCAUGAACUGUAUCGCCAAAAUGUUGGAUAAAACCAUUAUGUGAUUCCUGGUUGGUGUUCCUCAUGGAUGGAUGGAUGGAUGGAUGAGGAGGCACCUUCCUGUGUCUGAAGGAAGAAACUGUAGCUAUCACUCUCAUCCUCGCCACCUUGAUGGUUUUGGACAGUAGAUGUUGAGAAGGAGCCUGAACAUACACUGACAGUCUUAACGUUGGUGCAGUGAUGCUACAGUGAAGACCUGAUUAUACUCUGAUUUAAGAUCACAUGAUGUUACUGAAAGUCCAGACAGUCAUGUGACCAUGUUGUGAUAUUUUUGUGCUGGUGUAGAUUUUGACCACUCUAAAAAUAAUGUUCAGUACAUUCAAAUGUAUCUCAUUUUACUCA
This is a messenger RNA of Scomber japonicus (chub mackerel), 1375 nucleotides long. Its product is annotated as transmembrane protein 106B-like. NCBI's taxonomy places the organism in Eukaryota, Metazoa, Chordata, Actinopteri, Scombriformes, Scombridae. The record is from RefSeq and is a predicted model, not a curated record. The transcript is spliced from 8 exons. Bases 135 to 890 code for a protein of 251 amino acids.